UGGUUGCUCACCUUCACCUCACCUCGUCCAGCGUGUGGCAACGCGCAAUUGUCCACUUAGCUGCUCGCCAUGACUUGUCCACAUUGUGGUGCACGUACUAAGCCGAUUGACAUCCCAGACUCCAGCGAGAAAGCUGAAGGUGAUGCUAAAAGGCCGUGUAUCUCUGAAUCGGAGAAGAACUUGUAUCAUCAAGGUCAUGGCUUUGCCAUAAAUCUCGAGGAUCUCCGGAAAAUCUUCCCCCACGACGUUUUUGAGCAAGCAACGGAAGUAGCCCGACGUAGACGCCCAAGGUCUGCGAAAGAAGUUAAAGAAAGCAACCGCGAGAUUGAGGCGUGUAUCGACCUGCCGUUACGGAGAGUUUUGAUGAAUAUCAGCGAAUACAAUAAAUAUUCCUCGCGAGGCCCAGGGUGCAGAGUCGCGGAAUUGUUCAAUCACGUUGGUCGCACAAUGUGCCAGGGGUAUGCCCCUUUGGGAACAUCACCACGACGAGGAUUCAGCUGUCGCUUCGGAUUCGGGUCGACAGGCAAGGGGAUGUCCGACCUCGAUCGUAGGCAAAAGCCGGACUUAGUCUUGGUCGAUCAGGACCUUGUGGACAGUGAGGAUGUAACCUGGAGAAAUGUACAUUGUCCAAUUGUAGUCGUCGAUGGUAUCUCUGGCCUGCAGUCAGGCACAGAUCGGCUCCUUGGCUUCGCCCAUCACAUUUUUAACAGCCAACCCCGAAACUUCGUCCUGGGCGUUGUGUUCCUUGGCACGCACUUCACACUAAAUUAUUUCGAUCGUUCUGGUCAUUAUUCUAGCAUACGAUAUCGUCUUAGGGAAGGAAAUGCCAUUGACUGGCUCCUUGCCGGCUUUUUCUUUGCGGACGAAUGGCAACUUGGUCAUGAUAAUUCCUUGGUACGGAAAGAUGGUGAAUUGUAUGUUCGUGUGAACGAGGAAGAGUACCUCGUCAAGGAAGAACUGGAUCACCAUACCCAAGUGUGGAACAUGUUCGGCGAGAAGUCUAUUAUUCGUGUUGUCGAGCGUGAUGGCAAGACGUACAUCAACAAGGACGUUUGGCUCGAUAAGUGGUCCAAUCGUGAUUAUCAAAAACAUCGUAACGAAGCUCAGAUGAUGGAACGGAUUUGUGGCCUAGAAAACGUCGCUCAACUCGUCAACUACUGCACCGUAAAGUAUCCUGCUCCUAACGGCAAUCCCGUCUCUUCACGGAGAUGCAGGGGAUGGCUUGAUGAUAUAGGGAUACCAUGGGGAUUAAUAGACGCAGCACAUCCCGAACUAAUCCAUCAUCAGUUGAUUAUAUCUCCCUACGGAGACAACAUAAGUACCUUCACGUCCUUGGAAGAGCUUGUUUCUGUCUUUCGUGACAUUACUCGAGCCAUCAAAGAAUUAGCAGGGAAGGGUAUGUACCACAGGGAUGUCAGUUAUGGAAACAUUGUCCUUGCGCAGAAGCCGGAUCAGCCAAGUGAAUUACGCACGGGUUAUCUCAUCGACUUCGGGCAGUGUGUAGUUAACCAGCCUGACCAUGGAAGUGAUCCCGCUGGAACUGCAAUCUUCAUGGCGUUGGACGUCCUUUUUGCGAGCAGUAUGGGUAUCAAGAUCGAGCACCAAGCGAUGUAUGACCUAGAGUCACUGCUCUAUCUUUUAUGCUGGCAUUGUACAGCAUCCCUUGGCCCGAAGACGCCUUACAAAUCCAGUAUGAAGGGAACUAUAUUGGACAGAUGGAGAGUGGAUGGUUCUUCGGGGUCGGAAAGAUGCAGCAGGUUAUUCCGCGUUAAGUAUACGGAUAUCAUCGACGACGAAGCCUUCGAAACGAACGUACUUGCCAACUUCCAGCCGUACUUCCACGACUUAAUACCGUGCGUCAGGGAGUUACGCAAACUCUUGUGCCAUCCAGUGUAUCGUUAUUCUCCGAAAGACAUCAUACCUCCUCAUAACUUCGAUGAGAUCCUGAACGAGGAACGUCAUGCCAUUUCAAAGUCUGUGCUCACGGAGCACCAUUAUAGCUUCGAUCCUGAUUGGGCUUGUUACGUUGGGGCGGAGAUAGACUAUGUGGUAGACCCGGCCCUGAAGAUUUUUGAAGACACCUUAGCUAUGAUUCGGCGAAAAGCAAGAAGAACUGAUGACCGUGAUGGAGAGACGAAGGAGGGCGUAGUGAAAGGUGUCGACGAGGAUGGUAGAAGUGCCUUUCCGUUGUCCAAUCCCACCGAAGCCGAAAGAAACAAGGAGGGUGCAAGGUCUGGAGUGCAGCAAUAUGCAGAACAGCGAGCGAAAAGAAAGCGUGACUCCGACCAAAGCUCAGUCGACUCUGGAUAUGUUUCGGGGUCACGAAUAUCCGCUGUGGAGACGAAACGGCGGAAAAUACGCGUAAAUUCAGCGAGGCUGGACGGAGGAGUUUGAGACCUUGCAUGAUGGGCGUUAUACCUUGCCUAAGGUGCUGGGCAACCAAGUCGACCGACACUCAUUGUAGAUUUCCAGCCAGUGACAGAAGCCGGAGUUCGUAUCUCGCUGUCAUUAUUUUUUCUUCUCUGCAAUUCAACAACCACAGCUGAUCCCUUGCAUGGAUUUCUAUUAUACAGUCAUUAACUGUUCCUUUGAACACCAACUUUAAAUUUGAUUGUAUUUUACUCUACACAAAAAAUUAGGAAAAAUUAAGCUGUAAUUAGGAAUUAAAUGGC
Molecule: messenger RNA, 2672 nt
Organism: Fomitiporia mediterranea MF3/22
Lineage: Eukaryota; Fungi; Basidiomycota; Agaricomycetes; Hymenochaetales; Hymenochaetaceae
Exons: 5
Coding region: 70-2394 (774 amino acids)
Biological process (GO): protein phosphorylation
Molecular function (GO): protein kinase activity; ATP binding
Source: RefSeq, a predicted model, not a curated record